Thlaspi arvense is the source of this 645-nucleotide messenger RNA. The record is from the annotation of a GenBank genome assembly. Lineage: Eukaryota; Viridiplantae; Streptophyta; Magnoliopsida; Brassicales; Brassicaceae.
CUUCUAUAUUCUUCCUUGCCCUCACUCUUAUAAUAUAAACAACAUACAUAUAGAAGACUUACACUCACAUAUCUUAUAUUGAUCAAGAUCCAUAAACCCUAAAUUUUAUAAAUCUCUAGCUAUACCCUACCAUAUUACAUAAUGUCUAGCCGAAAGUCACGGUCCAGGCAAACGGGAGCUUCCAUGAUCACCGAAGACCAAAUCAACGAUCUUGUCCUCCAGCUUCAUCAUCUUCUUCCCGAACUUGGUAACACUAGACGCUCUGGAAAGGUAUCAGCAUCAAGAGUAUUACAAGAGACAUGCAGUUACAUUAGGAACUUGAACAAAGAAGUGGAUGAUCUUAGUGAAAGAUUGUCUCAACUUUUAGAAUCAACUGAUUCAGCUCAAGCUGCACUCAUCCGAAGUUUGCUCAUGCAGUAGAAUUAGUGCAGCAAAGAGUUUUUUUCUGUUUUUUUUUUUUUUGUCUUCUCAAUUUUAAGUCCCCUUCUUAUUAUAUCUGAAAUGUUGAUCAUUAGUUUUGGCGUUUGUGUUCUCUAUUAUGUAAUGGUUUAUCUAUUUAUUUAGGGUUUUGUUUUGUCAGCUGAUGAACGAAGCAAGUGGUUUGGACUUACGCUCAUAUUAUUUAAAGCAAAGAAGUUUGUCAGA